Molecule: messenger RNA, 588 nt
Organism: Drepanopeziza brunnea f. sp. 'multigermtubi' MB_m1
Lineage: Eukaryota; Fungi; Ascomycota; Leotiomycetes; Helotiales; Drepanopezizaceae
Source: RefSeq, a predicted model, not a curated record
AUGUCAACAACCAUCCGCAGCUUCACUUCACCAGACUGUUUGCGCCCGCUCAAAUUCCGUCUUCGUUUCACUCCUCUCUCUAUCCAUCAAUCUACUCCUCCGAGUCCUCAGCACCGGAAAACCAAGGUCGUCUAUGCGUUGAUAAUAAUCAACAAAGCCGGCGGUCUGAUCUACCAGCGCGACUUCGCAGAGGGCCUCAACAAGCUCACUGUCAACGAUUACCUCGUGCUAGCCGGUACAUUUCACGGAAUACACGCAAUAACAACCCGGCUUCACCCCCUCUCUUCCUCCUCGUCACCCUCCCCUUCGGCCUCCGCGCCCGACGAGCGCCCCCCGCCACCGUCCGGCAUCGAGGUGCUCGAGACGGAGAACUUCCGCCUGCAGUGCUUCCAGACGCUCACGGGCACCAAGUUCCUCUUGUUCACGGAGCCGCAGCAGCCGAACACGGACCGGGUGCUGCAGGAGAUCUACCGGCUGUAUGGGGACUAUGUGAUGAAGAACCCGUUCUACCAGCUCGAGAUGCCCGUCAGGUGCGAGGGGUGGGAGAGGAGGGUUGUGGCGUUUGUGAGGGGCAUUAAUUCGAGAUGA